GCCUUCCAAGUGACGUCACGAAGUAAACAUGGCGACGUGUUUGGGACGUGCAACUGCCGGGCUGCUUAAAAAUUAUGGCCUCCCGGCUUACAGGGGCCUUAACACUACUUUGUUACGGCAAUGCUCCAUCGCUCACACACUCAAAGUUCGAGAUAACAUAAAAAAGAAGCGCGAUGCGGCCAUGUUAGGCGGAGGAGAGAAAAGAAUUGCUGCCCAACAUAAGAAGGGCAAACUGACGGCCCGUGAGAGGGUGGCUCUGCUGUGUGACACGGGAAGCUUUGUGGAGUUUGACACAUUUGCUGAACACACUUGUUCAGAUUUUGGCAUGCAAAACCAGAAGUUUUCAGGUGACUCUGUAGUGACAGGUCAUGGAUUUAUACAUGGCCGAUUGGUUUAUGUAUUCAGUCAAGAUUUUACAGUGUUUGGAGGUUCACUAUCAUCAAUCCAUGCCAAGAAGAUAUGUAAGAUCAUGGACCAGGCAAUGCUUGUUGGUGCCCCUGUGAUUGGUCUGAAUGACUCUGGUGGAGCAAGGAUUCAGGAGGGAGUGGAGUCACUGGCAGGGUAUGCUGACAUCUUCCAACGCAAUGUUUUGGCCUCGGGUGUCAUCCCACAGAUUUCUUUGAUCAUGGGACCUUGUGCUGGUGGUGCUGUGUAUUCCCCAGCACUGACAGACUUCACUUUCAUGGUAGAGGACAGCUCUUACCUAUUCAUCACUGGUCCUGAUGUGGUGAAGGCUGUCACCAAUGAGGAUGUAACACAGGAGGAGUUGGGAGGUGCCCGCACACACACCACUCUCUCGGGAGUUGCUCACAAGGCCUUCAGUAAUGAUGUCCAUGCCCUUCUCAACCUGAGGUCCUUCAUGAACUUCCUUCCUCAGAGCAACCAGGACCCAUCCCCCAUCAGGAAAUGUGAUGAUCCAUGGGAUCGUGAUGUGCCAGGACUGGACACUGUCAUACCCUUGGAGUCAACAGCUGCAUACAACAUGCUGGACGUGGUGCAUAGCAUUGUAGAUGAAGGGGAUUUCUUUGAGAUCAUGCCCAACUAUGCCAAAAAUAUUAUAGUUGGUUUCGCCCGCAUGAAUGGACGCACAGUAGGCAUUGUGGGCAACCAGCCAAAGUCUGCUGCAGGCUGCCUAGACAUCAAUUCCUCUGUGAAGGGAGCAAGGUUUGUAAGGUUCUGUGAUGCAUUCAACAUUCCUUUGGUGACCUUUGUGGACGUGCCGGGUUUCCUGCCAGGGACAGCCCAGGAGUAUGGUGGUAUUAUCCGCCACGGAGCUAAGCUCUUGUUUGCAUACGCUGAGGCAACGGUGCCCAAAAUUACAGUGAUCACCAGGAAAGCUUAUGGAGGUGCCUAUGAUGUGAUGUCCUCUAAACAUUUGCGGGGAGACAUGAACUACACGUGGCCCACAGCUGAAGUUGCAGUAAUGGGAGCUAAGGGAGCGGUUUCUAUCCUGUAUCGUGGAGAGAAGGAUGUUGCUCACAUUGAACAAGACUAUAUGGAGAAGUUUGGAAAUCCUUUCCCUGCUGCUGUCAGAGGUUUUGUUGAUGACAUUAUACAGCCUCACACCACACGCCGCAGGAUAUGCCAGGACCUGGACAAACUAUCCUCCAAGAAACUGACCAACCCAUCAAAGAAGCACGCUAAUAUUCCAUUGUAAUAAAGUCUUUAGUUGUGCUUUGCAGUCUUGAGUUCAUCAUCACUGUUGUGAUGCAGUAAUGAUGCAUUUUGACAAAAAGAUAUGUAUGUAUAUAGAUAGUAUUACUGUAAAGUGUGAGAAAUUAUAUUAUGAUAGUACCUUAGUGUACAUGAAUUUAUUUUAGUACAUGUAUAUGUAUACUUAUUUGAAUACAUAGUUAUACACAUGAAUUUAUGUGUGUAGAUGCUUCAUCUCAUUAACUUAAUUAAAAGAAUGCCUGUCUGAUGUUGAAAUUAACAUUGUUAUGUUAUUAUAUUAUCUUUUUUUAGUAAAAGGUAUAUUCUGGUGAAUUUCUAAGCACACUUUGCAGCAGAAUGUGAUUACAUACUAUGUAUUUAUAUUUUUUAUUAAAUAGAAUGUGUUAUGACUAAA
This is a messenger RNA of Portunus trituberculatus (swimming crab), 2068 nucleotides long. RefSeq names its product propionyl-CoA carboxylase beta chain, mitochondrial-like. The record is from RefSeq and is a predicted model, not a curated record. NCBI's taxonomy places the organism in Eukaryota, Metazoa, Arthropoda, Malacostraca, Decapoda, Portunidae. Gene Ontology annotation, cellular component: mitochondrion. The transcript is spliced from 10 exons. Gene Ontology annotation, molecular function: propionyl-CoA carboxylase activity. The coding region runs from base 29 to 1657 and encodes 542 amino acids.